AUGACUUACCAGCCAUUCAUCUCACUAUUCCACAUGAUGGAGAUGGUCAACAAGCAUCCUCAGCUCACUGCCAUCUGCAAGUAUUCCACUUCAGGCAUUCAUAUAGCUGCUCGAUAUUGGCAUCACACAGCUAACCAUGCAUCUGCCCUUGCAUUUGAGCUUCUUUGUGGACCUCCACCUGAACUGCAUGAAUUCCUCCGCAUCAAGUUCAAGAACAGGACCAAUGAAGAUUUCCAGACUUAUCCCAUCUUCGGUCACAAAGGAGACAUUGUGGUAACAGAAUUCUUGUAUCGCCUUGAGAACUUUGCUAUCCUGAGUCAAAAACAAUGGGAAUCUGCAUAUGGAAUCAAUCAUGGCUACUUUGGUAUCAUGUCUGGUGCUGAGAACAUGAACAUGCUGCUUGCUGCCUUUUCAGCAUUCAUGCUCGUUGGGGUGUUUGCUCUAUCGUGGUUCAAGUGCAGGCGGAGCACAUCUGUUCCUGUUCCUGUUAUGCAUGUUGUUAACAGCGAGAAGGGGUGA
Molecule: messenger RNA, 519 nt
Organism: Suillus paluster
Lineage: Eukaryota; Fungi; Basidiomycota; Agaricomycetes; Boletales; Suillaceae
Exons: 3
Coding region: 1-519 (172 amino acids)
Source: RefSeq, a predicted model, not a curated record